AUGACGUUAAUCUACCCCCCUUCAUAUUCAGGGUACACAUUGCUGUGGAGCGAUAGCUUUGCCGGUUCGGCGGGGACGUUACCCAACCCCAAUACUUGGAAUAUUAUGACAGGGAACCUGGGAGUGAAUGGCGAAUUAGAGACAUACACCAGUUUGAACACAAAUGUUCAGCUGAGUGGCGGCAACACUCUGCAACUAAUUCCAUGGACAGACAGUUCCGUGCCCGGUGGGUGGACUUCAGGCCGGGUCGAGAGUAAGAACAUCAUUUCGCCCAGUAUGGGAGCGAUUACUUUUGCCGAGGCCAGUAUCCGGUUUGGAAGCAAUUCUGUCUCGGGUAAACAGGGUAUUUGGCCAGCUUUCUGGAUGCUCGGCCGGUCGUUCCGAUCGGGGACUUCGUGGCCCGAGUGUGGAGAACUCGACAUUCUCGAGACCAUCAAUGGUGACUUAACCGGCUAUGGCACUGCACAUUGCGGUAGUACCACCGGUGGCAUCUGCAAUGACCCCAACGAACUUGGAGGGAGCAUCACCAUCUCUGAUCAGUCAUGGCAUACAUGGCGCAUAACCUGGGACCGCACCCCUUCUACCUGGGAACUUGAAACUAUUACAUGGUAUAUGGACAACCAACAGUUUCACCAGAUCACUGGUUCUCAAAUUCAUGACUUGAAUACCUGGGCAACGCUAUGUCAUAACCCGCUAUACUUUAUUCUUAAUGUGGCUAUUGGCGGCGGUUGGCCUGGUUAUCCUAACGUCGAAACUCUUGAAGGUUACGGUAGCAUGAUGGAGAUCGCCUAUGUGGCUGUCUACGCAUCUUGA
Messenger RNA from Talaromyces rugulosus, 813 nucleotides. RefSeq lists its product as uncharacterized. The transcript has 2 exons. NCBI's taxonomy places the organism in Eukaryota, Fungi, Ascomycota, Eurotiomycetes, Eurotiales, Trichocomaceae. The record is from RefSeq and is a predicted model, not a curated record. Gene Ontology annotation, biological process: carbohydrate metabolic process. The coding region runs from base 1 to 813 and encodes 270 amino acids. Gene Ontology annotation, molecular function: hydrolase activity, hydrolyzing O-glycosyl compounds.